GAAAAUAGAAUAAAAAUCAUAAAUCACAAUCAGCUCCAUAAAGUAUGAAGUGAUUUAAAACAAAACAAAAGAAGAAGGCCGAUAGAUCAUGUGUAGUGCCCAACAGUUCAACAAACUAAGGGAUAGUUAAUGUUUUCAGGUUGAGGAAACAAAUUAAACUAUGUCUAAGCAAGUUCUUUUGGUCGCUUUGCUGGUGACAAUUAUAGGGUUGACCUCCUGCCUGUCUUCAUCUUCAGUUCGAACAUCAACAGGACAGACGUCUGAGGAUAGAAUUCAUGAGCUUAUUUUGCUUGGUAAGAACAAAUGCUCGAACUGCCAAAGCGAAGCAAAUAAGGUUUUGAAUAGACCUGACAAGUCGGACAUGUGCGAAGCAGUACGUGAAUACUCAGGAUGUGCAUUAAUUCUUUGCAAUGGUGGUGAAAGUGUUAGAGUAUAUUACGUUCAGGCUCAAGAUAUCUGUGACAACGCUAACAUUGCUCAAGUGUCCUUAUUGGUACUUCUCAUAACUGCAGUGGCCAGAUUUCUGGUUUAGACAUCUUUCCUCUUGGAGCCAAAUUAAAAAAAAAAUAGAAAUUAUUAAAUUAUUUGAAAUAAAAGAAAAGGUAAAAAAUGUUUAUCAAAUAACUAACAAAGAAAGCCAUAAUACAAUAAAGUAAAAAGGUUACAUACUAAUAAAGAAAUAUGAAAAGAU
This is a messenger RNA of Biomphalaria glabrata, 691 nucleotides long. RefSeq lists its product as uncharacterized. The record is from RefSeq and is a predicted model, not a curated record. NCBI's taxonomy places the organism in Eukaryota, Metazoa, Mollusca, Gastropoda, Planorbidae. The coding region runs from base 161 to 532 and encodes 123 amino acids. The transcript is spliced from 7 exons.